UUUCUGCUCCCCGAUUCAAGAUGGCGUCCAAAGCAAGCCUUCUCGCUUACAUCUGCAUCAUGUCUAUGCUGAUCUACAGCAAUGCCGGACUCGGCAACGAUUCCACUAGGUCUGCGGACGACAUCGAUGACAUGUUAGAGGAUUCGCAUGAUUUUGAGAUUAGCGAUGAUGAAGAAAGGGAUCCCCCAACGAGACCAAAGGAGCGGGAAAUCCAGCACUGCGUGAACACGAACAGCGUAUGUCAUACUCUAAUGCAGUACAGGGACGGUCACACCGUGGACGAGGGGUCCAAUUGUGAGUGUGGGGGAUGCUCUAACAAAUGGAACCAACACGAUCGCAAGUCCCUCACCUGGCAUCAUUACGAAAGAAACGAUUGGCUUGUCCAGUAUCGGUUUUGCGCUCCAAUUAUACCCGAGAGAGAGUGCGAGAACAACGAAGUAGCCGCCAUCCUGGAAACCGAAGUUGAUGUCUGGAACAUUCGCAUGCGCAAAGCAAGAUGCCGAUGUCCUUCCGGUGAAUACUACACUUCCGGUUGGAUGAAGACCAAUGGGAAAUGGAGAUAUGAAUACGUUUGCAGAUUGCCAAUCUGCGAACUGGAUCAGAUGUGUACAAAAAUUUACGUGGAUUUGGAAGAAGAAGUGAAGACAGGGUUUCAGUUUAACUGCGCAUGCCCGGACGAGUAUUUGUGUGACACGGAGUAUGACGUCACAGGCUUGGAAUCCUGGGAAGAAGAUGAAACAGGAGAUUACGUAGCAAACAAAUGUAAACGUCACAAACGGAAAAAGGCGGAGAGCAAGUAAUGUCGGAGAAUAACCACAAACUGACAUUGACUGUAUGCAAAGAGAUCACAUGAACAUGGAGUUUUUGAUCCUGAUUUGGAAGAAUCUAUCCCAAGUUUGCGUGUGUUUUUGGUAAUAAGUUUUUCCCGUAGUUGCAGUUUGAAAUGUCGUUGUCUUAUAUUGAGGACAGAAAGCACAGAAAAGAGUUUUUGUGACAUAAUGUUAAUAUUUCAAUUUGCUGAAAAAGGGCUACAAGUUAUGGGUAUGACCUUUCGAAGUAUGCUUCAAAAUAGAAAAUCUAGAGAAAAUCUUUUACCAGGAGUGAAACUUUGGGUUUUUUUUUUCUCGUGAUGAGAAAAACUGACUUGGCUCAAUGAAAGGCUUUUUUCAUGUCAUCAAAAAGCAUUUUUCACAAAUCUUAAUCACACAAUGUCGUGUCAUAAUAUAUGAUUAGAACAGCAGUCUCACAUAAUUUUCCCCAAAACCUACGGUUAUAAAAUGUAUAUAGAAGGCCAUAAUUUGACAUUGCCCUGUAACUCGCUCUAACUACAAUGUAUACUAGUUAAUAUUACUGCGC
Liolophura sinensis is the source of this 1356-nucleotide messenger RNA. RefSeq lists its product as uncharacterized. Lineage: Eukaryota; Metazoa; Mollusca; Polyplacophora; Chitonida; Chitonidae. The record is from RefSeq and is a predicted model, not a curated record. The transcript has 4 exons. Bases 21 to 800 code for a protein of 259 amino acids.